AUGGACGACGACAUGGACAUCGAUGGAGAUUUCCUGCCCGCCUGUCUACCUAAACACGAGCUUUGUGACUGGUUCGCCCAGAACAACCACGCUGGAUUCGAAGCUGCCUUGCUCAAGCGCCAAGAUGAAAUCCUCCGCCUCGCUCGCGUCCGCCAUGGUCUUGCCCUCAUGUCUGUUCCCCCGGGCUCCAGCGACAUCCCCUUGGUUGAACUCAUCGUCAUCAAGGAUAUGAUCGCCUACACUAAAGAGAUCCAGCACCUCCUCGAGAUCGCCCAUCUGUUCCAGAUUCGCAUCGCCAUCCACCAUGGCAUCAGCCGUAGCGAGACCGUCCUCCGACGCGACUUCCGCCGCUCUUUGGCAGUAUACGUCGCCAACUCGGCUCUUUUGUUCGCCCAGGACGUGAUUGAUGCGCAAGUCGAGGCGACGGGUAAAAUGCCUCUGCCGCCGCCGGGUCGUCCGCUCAAGUACUGCGACAGUCCUAGCUGCAACGCUAUCUUCUUGACUGGUAUUCCUGGCAAUGCUAUCGUUGGUCCUGGUGCGUGGGUCGUUAGCUGUCAGACACCGCACCACCAUCCCAUGGAUGCCGAUCAAUUCGUGGCUUGGGCUUGGGGGAGGCAACAGAGAGCUACAAUUUUGGGUCAUUGCGCUCCUGAUGGAACUUUGGAGUUGGAUUAA
Messenger RNA from Fonsecaea multimorphosa CBS 102226, 675 nucleotides. RefSeq lists its product as uncharacterized. Lineage: Eukaryota; Fungi; Ascomycota; Eurotiomycetes; Chaetothyriales; Herpotrichiellaceae. The record is from RefSeq and is a predicted model, not a curated record. The transcript is spliced from 2 exons. The coding region runs from base 1 to 675 and encodes 224 amino acids.